GACAGUGUACGGGAGACGAGAGGAAGAGCCACCCCCAUCUUUUCGCCUUUCGUGGACCUCGAAUGGUGGGUUGACGAAAAGACCUCGAGUUGCUUGUUUUAAGAUUCCAUGGACGACCCCUUUGCCUUCCCCGUGUCAUUCUUCUUCGUCGCUAAGAAUGCUCACUUCGGAGCUCAAAAAGGGCUGAUGAUGUCCGUACAAGCUUUGCGCAAUAUUCGCCUCGAAAGUUCCUUGAAACCUCAGAGCGAUUUUUCCCUGGUGCUUUGAUGGGCAAGAAAAGGGGAGAAAGAAACAAGUAGAAGAUUUUGGUACGUGGGUUCAGAUGGGUUUGGGAGGGAGCACAAACAGAGCGGUGGGCGUGGAGAUAGCAGAAGGUGGUUUGAGCAGGAGGAGGAGACACGGUACCAAUGACCUGACUGAUUUUGUCUUCUCUUGGUCUCUUCACAACAUUCUCAACGAAAACCUCUACCAUGACAAGGUGGAGACUAUACCGGAUCAAUUUCAGUCGGUCCAGGAUUAUCUCGGAUCGUACGUCUACCCUUUACUGGAAGAAACCCGGGCGAGUCUGUGCUCGAGUUUGGAAAAUAUUUCUUUGCUGCCUUUCACUGAGGUUAUUGAAUGUGUGGAAUGCACGGGAAGUGGGAACUCAUAUGCUGUUAAGGGCGGUCAGUGGAACAAUGAAUCCAACACUCGUGGCAAGGAAACUUACAAAACUUUGCCUGGAGAUAUCUUGAUUCUAACUGAUGCUAAGCCAGCAACUGUUCCUGACUUGGAGAGGUUCGGAAGAAGAUGGGCGUUCGCAUUAGUUAGGAUGAUUGGAGAAGACGAUGAAGAGGAUGAGGCAACGUCAUCAACAUACUUCGAAGUGGAGACAUUAUCGAACCUUGAAGUAAAUAAUUCCCGGAAGCCAAUGUAUGCAAUUUUCCUGAUAAAUAUAGUCACUAACAGAAGGAUAUGGAAUGCAUUGCAUAUGUCUCUGAACUUGGAUAUUUUGAAGGAAGUUCUCUGCACAGAUUUGGUGGCUGAUAAAGUUUCUAAUAUUUGUGUUACCGAAGGUAAUGGUUCUGAGAGUGAGAGCCUUGACGAGAGAUUGAGCCAUGAUCUGAAUGAAUCCCAAAAAAAAGCAGUUGGGGCCUGUCUCAGUAACCUCCAAUGUGAGAACAAGCCAUCUGUCGACCUGAUAUGGGGUCCUCCUGGAACUGGGAAAACUAAAACCAUCGCUACACUGCUACUUACUCUCUUGAAAAGGAAACAUAGAACCAUUGUUUGUGCUCCUACAAAUGUUGCCAUCAAGGAAGUGGCAACUCGUGUUCUGAAGCUAUUAAAGGAAUCAGAUAGUGGUAUAAGCACUGAAACGGGAAGUUUUCUCUGUUACUUUGACAUGCUUAUUUUUGGGAACAAGGAGCGGCUGAAAGUUGAUGCCAACAUUGAAGAAAUAUACUUGGAACAUCGUGUAGAGUGCUUUUCUAAAUUCACUAGUCUAAAUUCCAUGAUAGAUACUCUUGCCAACUGUGUCCGUCAAUACCACAUAUUUUUGGAAAAGGAACACACAAAAAGAAGCAAAUCAGGAAGUGAUGAUGAUGGGAGCGGAUGUGGAAGCGGUGAGCUUAAAUCAUUUCUUCAGUCUUUCAGGGACCGAUUCAAGGCAACUGUCCAGCCCCUGCGGAGAUGCCUCAGUAUUUUCUGUACUCAUAUAUCCAGAACUAAUUUCCAGAAUAUUACAUCCCUCCUUAACUUACUAGAUUCUUUUGAAACUUUAUUCCGUGGAGAGAAUUUGGAUUCGGAGAUGAUGGAGAUAACUCUUUCACGUGGUGAAGUUAGCCUGUUUUCAUUUGAGACGUCCAUGGGUCCACUAUAUAAUUUAUAUAUGAAGAUACAGGAAUGCCUUUCGUUGUUGCUAACUGUUCGAGAUUCUCUGAAGGAUCUAAAACUUCCAACCUUUACAAGUAUGGACAUGAUAGCCAACUUCUGUUAUCAACAUGCUUCCCUGAUUUUUUGCACUGCUUCUAGUUCAUAUAAGCUGUACUCCGUGGAAAUGGAGCCUCUCAAUUUACUGGUAAUCGAUGAGGCAGCCCAGUUGAAAGAAUGCGAGUCAGUAAUUCCUCUGCAACUCCCUGGUGUCAAGCAUCUGAUUUUAGUUGGAGAUGAGUGUCAGUUGCCUGCUAUGGUCGAAAGCAAGCUUUCUAAUCAGGCUGGUUUUGGAAGGAGUCUGUUUGAACGAUUGAGUUCACUUGGUUAUUCAAGGCAACUUUUCAAUAUACAAUAUCGGAUGCAUCCAUCAAUAAGUCUGUUUCCGACUUCAAAAUUUUAUCAAAAACAAAUUUUGGAUGGGCCAAAUGUGAAGAGCAAAAGUUACAGAAAAAGUCAUUUGCCAUGGCCGAUGUUUGGCCCUUACUCAUUCAUAAAUAUUCCUGAUGGAGAAGAACAAAUCGGUGAUGAUGGCUGUAGCCUUAGAAACCCUGUUGAGGUGGAAGUUAUCUCGAGGAUAGUGAGGAAUCUGUACAGAGCUUGGAAUGGGUCAGAAGAAGAUCUGACAGUAGGUGUCAUAUCUCCUUACACAGCUCAUGUUGCUGCAGUUCUAGCUAACCUUGGAAAAAAGUAUGAAAAUAUCAAGGGCUUUACAGUCAAGGUGAAGUCAGUGGAUGGAUUCCAAGGGGGUGAAGAAGACAUUGUUAUAAUAUCCACUGUAAGAUCAAACUCGCGUGGGAAUAUUGGGUUCUUGUCCAGUAAUAAGAGAACCAAUGUUGCUCUUACCAGGGCCAGGUAUUGUCUGUGGAUUCUGGGAAAUGGGAAAACACUGACGAAAAGCGAUUCUGUGUGGAAAGCUGUGGUUGACAAUGCAAAGAGUCGUGGAUGUUUCUUCAAUGUUGAUGAUGACAAGGAUUUGGCUAAAGCCAUCUUAGAUGUGAAGAAAGAGAAUAAUCAGCUUGAUGAUCUGCUUGACAGAAGCAGUGUACUUUUCAGAAAUGCAAGGUGGAAGGUUCUUUUCAGUGACAACUUCCUGAAGUCUUUCAGAAAGCUGGCAUCACUCAGGACAAAGAUGUCCAUCAUCAACCUUCUGUCAAAACUCUCCAGUGGCUGGAGACCAAAGAAGAGAAAUGUGGAUAUAAUUUGUGAACACUCAUCUCAUAUCGUAAGACAAUUCAAAGCUGAUGGUUUCUAUGUCAUAUGCACGACUGAUAUUGUAAAGGAACUGAGAUACAUCCAAAUCCUGAAGAUAUGGGAUGUAUUGCCUUUAGAGGAUGUGGUAAAAUUGGUCAAACGUUUGGACAGCAUAUUCGAGACAUAUAGUGAUGAUUUUAUUAGUCGUUGCAAUGAGAAAUGCAUUGAGGGGGAUCUGCAAGUUCCGAAGACCUGGGCAUGUACUUUCGAUUUUGUCCGCUAUCGAAGUCCUAGUGAAGGUCAAUUUGGGAGUAGUUCUGAUGCUGAUGCUUCAGAUCGUAGGUUGUAUGUGGAGAAUGUGAAAGUGAGCGAGAGUUUGCUUCUGAUGAAAUUCUACCCCUUAUCAUCAGAUAUUGUCAGAAAUUUGCUCGAUGACAGUGAUGGUAAUGAAGCAAGUCUUCCGUUUGAAGUAACAGAGCAAGAACAAGAGAUAAUUCUUUUCCCCAGAAGCACUUUUAUACUUGGGCGAUCUGGAACCGGUAAAACUACAGUCCUGACAAUGAAGUUGUUUAGAAAUGAGAAACUGCACGAUGAAGCAACCAAGGGAUUUCAGGAAAUCCAAAGUGGUAUUAGCCACAGCAAAGAUGCCUCCCUUGAAAUCAAUGUUGAGGAAAUCGGUGAAGGAGCAGAGGAUGGUGUAUUGCGCCAGCUUUUUGUGACUGUCAGUGCAAAAUUAUGUUUUGCGGUCAAACAGCACGUAUCUCAACUUAGAAGCUCCAGCAUUGGUGCAAAACAAAGAGUUAAAAGCUCUUCAGUUGAUGAGAUUGUUGAUGAUGCAGCAUUAUUCAAGGAUAUCCCGGAUUCAUUUUUAGACAUAUCUCCCAACUCUUAUCCCCUUGUUAUAACUUUUCGUAAGCUUCUGAUGAUGCUAGACGGAACUGUGGGGGUUUCAUUCUUUGAAAGGUUCCCUGAUCUAAGGGAUCUUUGUUGUGGCCAAUCCUUCAAUUCUAGACCAGUGGCCUUACAAAGUCUUCUAAGAGCUAAGGAGGUUACUUACGAAAAGUUUUGUGCUGUUUACUGGCCUCACUUCAAUGACAAGAUAAGGAGGAGGCUUGAUCCUUCCAGAGUCUUCACUGAAAUAAUGUCCCACAUAAAGGGUGGUCUUCCACCAGCGGAUGGUUGUGAAGGCAAACUUGACAGACCAGCUUAUGUUUCUCUUUCGGAGGGUCGUGUCUCCACUCUGAGUAUUCAGAGAAGAGAAGAAAUUUAUGAUGCUUUCGAGGAUUAUGAAAAGAUGAAAAUGAAAAAUGGUGAAUUUGAUUUGGCUGAUCUUGUCAAUGAUCUUCAUUGCCGUCUUUUUCAUGGGCAGUUUGCUGGUAACGUGGUGGAUUUUGUAUAUAUUGAUGAAGUGCAGGAUCUCACCAUGAGGCAAAUUUCACUGUUCAAGUAUAUCUGUAGAAACGUUGAUGGGGGCUUUGUGUUUUCUGGUGACACUGCACAAACUAUUGCAAGGGGAAUAGACUUCAGGUUUGAAGACAUAAGGUCCCUUUUCUACAAGGAGUUCUUGAUGGAUUCAAUGGAUGGACCUGAUAUCAGAAUGGAAAAGGGAUGUCUUUCCAAAAUUUUCCAUUUGAGCCAAAACUUCCGCACUCAUGCUGGUAUACUCAAACUGGCGCAGAGUGUUGUUGAUCUUCUUUACCAUUUUUUCCCCUUAUCUGUUGAUGCUUUAAGCCCUGAAACUAGCUUUAUAUGUGGGGAAGCCCCAAUUUUACUUGAAUCAGAGAAUGACGAAAGUGCCAUACUAUCAAUAUUUGGCAACUGUGAUUUUAGUGGUAAUUUUGUUGGCUUUGGAGCAGAGCAGGUUAUUUUGGUUCGAGAUGAUCACUCUAGAAAUGAAAUUUCAAACCUCGUGAGAGGGCAAGCGCUAGUUCUGACGAUAGUGGAGUGCAAGGGGUUGGAAUUUCAGGAUGUCUUAUUGUACAACUUCUUUGGCACAUCACCUCUAAAAAGUCAGUGGAGGGUGAUUUAUGGAUACAUGAAGGAGCAAGCUUUGCUCGAUCACAGCUCUCAAUGGUCUUCCCCAAGUUUUGAUGACACGAAACACAAUAUAUUAUGCUCUGAAUUGAAACAAUUGUAUGUCUCAAUUACUCGGACAAGGCAAAGAUUGUGGAUUUGUGAGAAUGCCUCGGAGUUCUCGAAGCCAAUGUUGGACUACUGGAAGAAGAAGUGCCUCAUUCAAGUUAGGUUGGUAGAUCAUGCCCUUGCAGAAGCAAUGCAGGUCAGGAGCACGCCAGAGGAGUGGAAGUCACAAGGUUUUAAGCUCUUACGUGAGGGUAACUACCCAAUGGCAAUAAUGUGCUUUGAACGAGCAAGGUACACAUACGGGGAGAAAUUAGCUAAGGCCUCUGCUUUCAAAGCAGAUGCAGAUCUCAAGCAUGUUUCAAAUCCACAAGAGGCUUCUGACCUUCGAAGGCAGGCUGCUGAGAUCUAUGAAACAAUUGGAAUGGCCGACUCUGCCGCGGAGUGUUUCUACAUGUUGAAGGAAUAUGAGAUGGCAGGUAGAAUAUACAUGGAUAAAUGUGGAGAAUCUGCUUUGGAGAAAGCUGGAGAGUGUUUCUCUCUCGCACGGUGCUACAGUCUUGCAGCAGAGGCAUAUGCAAGGGCAAAUAUUUUCUCAAAGUGCUUGUCCAUUUGUGCUGAAGGAAAACUCUUUGAAAUUGGUCUGCGAUACAUUGAGGAUUGGAAAAGGCAGGGAACUGAGAAGAAAAGUAAAGAAAUAGAGAAAUUGGAACAGGACUUUUUAGAGAGUUGUACCCUACAUUUCUACCACCUCAAAGACUACAGGGCCAUGAUGAAGUAUGUGAAGGCUUUUCAUUGCAUUGAUUCAAUGAGAAACUUGCUCAAGAGGCUUGGAUGCCUCGAUGAACUUAUAAGUCUGGAGGAAGAGUUUGGUAACUUUUUGGAGGCGGCGAAGAUUGUGAGGAUGAAAGGUGACAUCCUUCGUGAGGUUGAUCUACUUGGGAAGAGCGGAAAAAACAGAGAAGCGUCGAUGAAUAUCCUGUGGUACAUAUUAUUCUAUUCCCUUUGGGCUCCUGGAAGCAAAGGGUGGCCCUUGAAGCAGUUUGCACAGGAGGAGGAGCUGGUGGCAAAAGCCAAACUUCUUGCAAAGCCCGAGCCUAUUGCCUUCUAUGAAUAUGUUUCUGUAGAAUCAAGCAUUUUGUUAAAUAAACAGAACAGUUUGGCUCAAAUGAAAGAACAUUUGAGUGCUUCCAGUAGAAAUGGAAGUGUCAGAGGUGAAAUACUGUGCGCUCGAAAUAUUCUGGACUUCCAUCUUCGUCAAAAUAUCUCAAAUUUUUGUUGGGAAUAUGAUUGGCUUGUCGACCCAGUGAAUUAUUCUGAGCAACUGAGCUUGGAGAAUCAGAUUUCCGUUGACUCAUUGGUCUGCUUUUGGAAUCUUUGGAGAGAGAAAAUUGUAAGAAUUAUAGAGAGUGUAGGAUGUGUGGAGAUGCCGGUGGGAAAGGAAAAUACGUCAUGUUGGGAGUUCUGUUUGAAUUACUUUGGUGUUCUGGAGCAAUGGAACAACGUGCAAAGAACUUAUCACCUUUUAAACCCAGAUGCUGAUUGGGUCAGAAACAUAGAAAAAAGAUCUCUUCAGAAAAAAGGACAAUUGGUUGCUUUGGAUCUUAGACAAUUGGUCUCUGCAGCUCAAAAGUAUUGGUAUUGUGAGCUUACUUCUGUUGGUAUGAAGCUCCUGCACAAAUUAAAUGCUCUGUAUCAAUUUUUGGCGAAGAGUUCUCGGUCGAACUUCUGGCAAAGCAGAUGUCUUGCUAUCUUACAUGAGGUUGCCAAGUUCCUUCGAGAACUUUGUCCGAAUCACUCGUUCCAGGAUGGUAAGGCACUGGAUAGUUUCAUUGAAACAUCCAGUGGGAGGUACUUUGGUUGCAUAUUUCCACUUGACUGGAGAAUAUCAUCAUCAGAGAAUAUGGUAUCUCUGAGAGGAAGUGAGGCUUCUCGUAAUUUACUGAGAGAAACAAUGAAAAUGAUAAUUUCGAAGAAGCAUUUUUCACAUGGGAAGAUGGGUGAGCUUGCGACUUUGGUUCUUGGGUCUGGAAUGCUCGACGAUGAUUUGUACGGAAAAAUAGCAAAAUCAUUUAAAGGAAAUACGCCAUGGGAGGAAUUCAUGGAAUGCAUUUGUCGGGAUGUACCAUCAGACCUUCCUCAGGCGAGUGAUGGACCUAUGGAAAUCUCUUUGGCUUGGAAGCUUUAUCGAGCUUUGGCAGAUGCUUACAAUGCCAAUUGGAGGACUGAAAGAGACUACAUCACACCAAUUUGUUUUUUGUAUCUCUUGGAACGACUUGUGAUUUUGUUAGCUUGCUCCAAAGGGCAGUUUUAUACAACGAAAUCUUCUCUAGUUGAAUGGCUCAUCUGCCAUGAAGGUUUAGCAAAGCCUAGCUUCAGUUUCAACCUGGGAAAUUGCUUGGAGCCCAUCAUUCAGUUUGUUACAAGCACUGUUGCAGACCUUCUUAACAAUAAAAAUGAUACCGGACAAUGGAUAAAAAAUUCGAACCUAAAUGUGAGGGAGUAUUACCCGUUGUUGGUCUUGAAGUUGGUUCUUUUGGUUUGUUUGCUUCACCUGAAUUUUGGCAUCAGUCCAUAUUUUCUGUUCGAUUUGCUCAGUAAGAGUUGGAUUUCUGAGCAAAUACCUCCAGAAUUUCGUCAUAUUCUUUCACGUUGCCGGAGGCCAAACUUGCAGAAAAUUUCUGUGGGUGUUCUUGCUGAAGCGUUCGAAAAAGUUGAUCCCCUUGUAAUUACCAAUUCUGCUUCAGAUUGUUCAAAAUGUCCACAUGCCAUCAUUUUAGAUGUGAAGUUGCAUAAAUGCAAAGAAGAGAUUAUGAAAGUUCUAUUCCCCAAAGAUGGAAGUGCUGAGAGCUCUUGCAAGUUGCAGGAUCUGACUGAAUUUUCCCAGGAUUCCUCAUCUUCCAACAGUGCAGUACCAGUUGUGCAUUUGGAUGGUGCAAAUGCGUCAUCAUUGCCGGGACAAGAAGUGGGCUUAGCAAAUGAGGAAGAGAAGGGCGAAGUUGGGGAAGCUGAAAAAGCCGGUGAAGUGAAGAAGGAUCAGCAGGCUUCAUCAUCUUCUUUCUCCCAGACUGGCAGUGUGGAAAACCGGAACAAGAACAAGGGCAAUUGCAAGUCCAAAGGUAAGCAAAAUAAGAAAGGAAGAGGCAAGAAGAAAUGAAUCCUCACUUCAUUGUCGCAGAUACAGUUUGAGUGAAAAUUGUAUGUUGUUAUAUUCUGCAGGUAGUCCACGUUCUUGUAGAUACAUGUGGAACUUUUUAUUAAAAUAGUUCUUAGAAUGAAGAAAGACAGAUCUCUUGACAGGAAGCUCAUUAUACAUAUCCUGAAGUUCUAGCAGAGAA
Messenger RNA from Eucalyptus grandis, 8519 nucleotides. RefSeq lists its product as uncharacterized. NCBI's taxonomy places the organism in Eukaryota, Viridiplantae, Streptophyta, Magnoliopsida, Myrtales, Myrtaceae. Bases 323 to 8338 code for a protein of 2671 amino acids. The transcript is spliced from 12 exons. The record is from RefSeq and is a predicted model, not a curated record. Gene Ontology annotation, molecular function: ATP binding; helicase activity.